Hordeum vulgare subsp. vulgare (domesticated barley) is the source of this 675-nucleotide messenger RNA. RefSeq lists its product as uncharacterized. NCBI's taxonomy places the organism in Eukaryota, Viridiplantae, Streptophyta, Magnoliopsida, Poales, Poaceae. The transcript has 2 exons. The record is from RefSeq and is a predicted model, not a curated record. The coding region runs from base 115 to 369 and encodes 84 amino acids.
UUUUUUCUGACUACAUAAGGUGUUCCUGACCUAACCAAGCCAUAGCAUUCAAGAAACAUCACGUAGAAUAUCCAAACGUUGAUCGAAUCUCAAGGUCGAGAUUUCUCAGACACCAUGAAAGAGCCACUGAAAGAAAGAAUGAGUAAGAUCUUAGCUGUCUUGCUCGUCUUCGCCAUGUUUACUCAAGGCUUGGCGAUUCAUGUAAAGGGGAUGGAGAGGAAUGAUAUCACCGUGAGCGCGAAACCCACCCUUGGUUCAGGCAGCAUCACAACCGUGGAAAACCACCAUGCCAUACCACGAGACCAGUAUAGUAGCCAUGGAGGAGAUGACGGAUCAGGUGGCAGUGGUGGUGAUACUACGAAGAACUAGUGUCAUUCUCUGAUACUAUCGUUCACCGAUGAUAUAUAUUCUGAUCUCUGAUGUCAUAUUGUAUUGAUGUCAGCAGCGCUAAUUAUUAUUGCUAUCAUGUGUACAUAAAAAUAAGUUGCUAAAGGGACGAGUAAUGUCGAAGUUAAAACAUUCCCACAGAAGGAAGAAGUUAUGUUUUAUUUAAAAGAUAAAGAAGCUAUAUAUGUACUAGAAGUGAUAUUCUCGUGUGUGUGUGUGUGUGCGCGCGCGCGUGUGUAAGGAAAAUUUUGUGAUGUUACACUCAGCCGUCAAUAAAAUUCACGACGA